This is a messenger RNA of Knipowitschia caucasica, 2598 nucleotides long. The record is from the annotation of a GenBank genome assembly. NCBI's taxonomy places the organism in Eukaryota, Metazoa, Chordata, Actinopteri, Gobiiformes, Gobiidae.
AUGGAUACAUCAGAGGAAGGGAAACGUGAGCUGUGCCCUGGCUUCCAAGACGUGGACGCCUUCGUGAAACAUGGGCUUGGGGUAGUAGUGUCAGCCACCAAAGUCUCUGCUGGCCUGCCGCAACCUGGAGAUGAGUUUGAUUUCUAUCGGAGUUUUCCUGGAUUUCGGGAGUUCUGUGAAAGUCAAGGAGACAAACUUUUGCUUAGUAUGAGUCAGAUAAUGCAACAUCACGGCUGCAGAUCUCACCUGAGGGACCAAAGUAAGCUGACUGGGCUGGAGGAGAGGUUUGAUUUGGUCGUGGAUUCAAAUGACGCCAUCCUUGAGCGAGUGGGCAUGCUCCUGGAUGAAGCCGAUGGGGUGAACAGAAGCCAGCAGCCUGUCAUGCCUGCGGGAUUUCAGCCUCCCAAGAUUGUAGUCUCCAGUUGGAAUCGCAAGGGUUCAAGUUCUAGCAAACGCUCUGAAACGUAUAAACUUCUACACGCCAAGAAUGUAGCGAGGCCACAACUGAAAUUUAAAGAGAAAAUCGACAACUCCAAUACGCCAUUUGUCCCCAAAAUCUUUAUUAAACCCAAUGCAACGAAGCCUCUUCCAUCCUAUUUCAGCAACAAACAAAUCUGUAAACAAAGACCAGAGGACCUGGAUGUACCGGCUGCACUGGCUGAUUUCAUUCAUCAGCAACGGACUCAGGAGCAUGUGGACAACAUGUUUGCACACCCUUAUCAGUAUGAAAUCGAUCAUAUUGCAUUAGCAGAGAGUCUAUUGUCAAAGCCAGAGCCUCAGAUGUACAAAGAGAUGGCAGAGACCAAAUUAACUUAUAUCGACACAUUAGAAGAAUUGGUCUCAUUGAAUGAGAAGCUCUGCAAACAGCAAGAAUUUGCUGUGGAUCUUGAGCACCAUUCCUAUCGGAGCUUCUUGGGGAUCACGUGCCUGAUGCAGAUCUCAACUAGAGACGAGGACUUCAUUAUAGAUACACUUGAACUGCGCAGUGAGAUGUACAUCCUGAAUGAAUCCUUCACAGAUCCUGCCAUUGUCAAGGUUUUCCAUGGUGCAGACUCUGACAUGGAGUGGUUACAGAGAGACUUUGGCAUAUAUGUCGUGAACCUGUUUGACACGCAUCAGGGCAGCCGUGCUUUAAACUUGGCCCGACAUUCUUUAGAGCAUCUCCUCAAGCACUUCUGCAAUGUGGACACUGACAAACGCUACCAACUCUCUGAUUGGAGAAUACGUCCGUUGCCUGAGGAGAUGGUUCUAUACGCCCGCUCAGACACCCACUACCUGCUCUAUGUCUACGACUGUGUGAGGGCUCAACUGUUGGACUUCAACCAUGGGCAGCCAGGACUUCUGCAGAGCGUUUGGAACAAGAGCAAAGACAUUUCCCUCAAGAAAUACAUGAAGCCCAUUUACACAGAGGACUCGUAUCUGGAGGUGCAGAGGAAGCAGAAAAAACCUUAUAACACACAGCAGCUCACUGCCUUCAGAUUGCUGUUUGCCUGGAGGGACAAGCUGGCCAGGCAGGAAGAUGAAAGCACUGGAUAUGUCCUGCCCUUGCACAUGAUGAACAAGAUAUCCGAGGAACUGCCAAAAGAGCCACAGGGCAUCAUCGCUUGCUGUAACCCUGUGCCCCCAUUGGUCAGGCAGCAAGUCAAUGAGCUGCAUUUAUUAGUGCAACAGGCCAGAGAAAUUCCACUCCUUAAGGCUGAAAUUAUAGCUCAAACGAACAAAGGACUUACACCAAUAAAAAAGCCAGAGGUGACUUUGUUUGGUCCACAUGAUACAUCGCGUGUCUCUGAGAGCGACAUCCCCCCGUUUAUAUCUCAUGAAUUGCCCGUCAAACAAGGAACUCUGUUUGCAGAAGAGACGAGUAUGGCUGUAGAUGUAGACAGCCUAAGCAGUCUAAUGGCCAAUCCUAAGAUUACAAUAUUUGAGGAGUUAUCAGGGAAUGAGGCUGAAGAUUUAAAUUUAGGGUCUCAAAUGAAAGCCAGGCGUAUUAUAGAGUCAUUUGAAAAUCCUUUCCGAAUGUAUUUGCCCUCAGAAGUGCAUAUCAACAAAAAUGCAAAGUUUGACCCCAACUCCAAAAUAUUUGAGAUUAGCAAACGCUGGAAGCUGCAGAGUAUUGAGCAACAACAGAAGGAACUGGAGGCCAAGAAGAAAGCCAAAGAAGAAGCAAGAAAAGUCACGGAGGAAAGGAAGAAGGCAAAAAAGAGCUACCAGGAAUCUCUGCAGGAUGUCGCCACUGUGCGCCAGCAAGCUGCGGAAUCUGGAAAAUCUGGAAAAGGAGUGGGGACGAAGAGAGAGAGGCUUCCCAGUGAGGUUGGAGAGUCUACUCCCAAAGCCAUUAAAAAACCAAAGCCUCCACAGACUGAGGCCUCGGGCGACUCCUUCACCCCGUUCGACUACAGCCAGUCACAGCUGAACGUGUUUGCCUCUGGGGCAAAACCAAAGGACGAUGCACAGUUUGACCCUUUCAGACAGGGACGUGGAUCAAAGAAAAAGUUUGCCAAGGGACCAAAAUCAAGUCCUGCUGCUGGCAAUCGUAGUAUGUCCUAUAUGCCCUCAAAGUCGAGCAGGGGCUUCAGGCACAACUGGCCAAAAAGAUAA